AUGUCAAAUUACAAAGAAAUUGAUAAAUUAUACCCCUAAAAUAUUUCUAAAGCUUUGAAAUAGAUUUUACUUUCGCAUGAUUCCACUGCUAAUUUGACUUUUUAAGAAGCUAUUGAAAAUUUAAAAAGUGAAGACUUUAUUAGAAUUCAUUAGGGAUUAAUAUCAAUUAGAAAAUAAAUAUCUAAUUAUGAUAAUUAAGAAGAGAAUUUUUAAGACUAACAAAUUGAACUUUUAAUUACAAUAAUUUAGUAGAUUUUUUAAGCUUAAAUGGUUGAACGCCUUUAAUUUGAAGCCUUAUGUAAUCAAUAAUAAUUAUAAUAUGUAGGGAUUCUUUUGCAAAUAUUAAAUGCUACAAAUUUUUAGCUCUAGCUCUUAAUUAAAAAAGUCUCUUUUCAAAGUUUGACUCAAAUUUACAAUAAAGAUUCAAAUGGUUUGUUUCAUGUAUAAAUAAUAAAAAUUUUCGGUCUUUUAUCGAAAAUAGAUAACACCAUAGUUUCUUAAAUAUAUUAAUUUUGUAAAAUAGAAUAAAAAUUAGAUAAAAUCAUUUUAUUAGAGGAUUCUGUAGAUUAUCUAUCGGCUUUAAAUAUAUUUUGUAAAUUAAUGCCUUAAUUAUAUAAAAAUUUAGCACUUAAUUUUAUCAAGGAUAAAUUCAAUAUAAUAAAAAAUCCAGAAAGUAAGGCUUGUAAAAUAGCAAUAAAAAUUAUUAAUAAGAUAAUGAAAAUCCCUAAUUAGGAAAUAGAUGAAUAACUACUAUAUGCUUGGGAUGAAAUAAUUAUUAUUUGGGUAGAUGAUAAAUUGAAUACACUUGAAAGUACUCUGGUUUAGCUAAUUGAAAAAUUUAUAAAAAAGCCUCAAUUUCCGAAAGAAAAAAUAGAAAAAUAAACUUUUUUAGAUCGACUUUUACAGAAUUUGGGACAAUAAUCAACUUUUAUUUUGCAAGAUUCCCUCAGAAUUUAUAAGUAUUUGAUAAAACAGUUUUCGCUUUGUAUAACUAAUAAAAAAUUUUAUAAACAAUUGAUUAAUAUCUGUAGAGACUAUUCAAAUCCAACUAUAUUAAAUUUAAUUUUAAAAAUUGUAAUUAAUAUUUUAAAAACAGAAACAUAAACUGAUGAAUACAUUUUUUAUUUAAAAAAAUUUAAUAUAAUUAGUUUAUUACCUGAAUAUUUAGAUGAAAUAUUGAUGAUAAUUCAAAAAUUAAAUCCUAGCUCUUAACUCUCAGGUUUCUUUAAGGAAAAAUAAAAAAAUGAACAUAAAUUCAUUAAUUGCAUUUUGAAAAUAGUAUUAAUUAUCUUAAAUUAAAAAAAACUCUUGGAUAAAUUCAAAAUGGAAAUAGGAUAAUUCGAAAGAUUAUUUACAUAAAGAUUUUUUAUUUAAUUAGAGAAAAUUGAUGAUCUUAAAAUUCAAAAAACUCUUCAACUCAUCAUCUAUCAUUUAGAGAAUAAUAAAUCCUUCGAAAUGUAUGAAACAAUAAAUAAAAAAAUAAAAAUAAACUGA
This is a messenger RNA of Paramecium sonneborni, 1494 nucleotides long. The record is from the annotation of a GenBank genome assembly. NCBI's taxonomy places the organism in Eukaryota, Ciliophora, Oligohymenophorea, Peniculida, Parameciidae.